Messenger RNA from Prorocentrum cordatum, 324 nucleotides. The record is from the annotation of a GenBank genome assembly. NCBI's taxonomy places the organism in Eukaryota, Dinophyceae, Prorocentrales, Prorocentraceae.
AUGCACUGCGCCGUAGCCUCGAAGCGCGACGGCUGCGGGCGGCCAGCAGAGGGGCUUCGGCCCGCUGGCCAGGGGAAGCCGCGGCGUGCCAGGCGCACUUCGCUGACAGACGCGCGCCAUGCCAAGCACAGGAGCGACGAACAGAAAACGGGCCCUACGCAAGAUGGCAUGGUGACCUCACGCGGUGGCUUGCGCGGGCCGCCGGCGCGGCACGCCAGAUGGGAAGCGAGGGCGCUUGCGAGGGACCUUACGAAGGCAACUUGCGCGCGACUGUCGGCACAGACGAACUCGUUUUUCUGCGUCGCUCAACUGUUGAAGCCCUGA